This is a messenger RNA of Topomyia yanbarensis, 1127 nucleotides long. RefSeq lists its product as uncharacterized. The record is from RefSeq and is a predicted model, not a curated record. Gene Ontology annotation, cellular component: nucleus. The coding region runs from base 257 to 991 and encodes 244 amino acids. The transcript is spliced from 4 exons. Lineage: Eukaryota; Metazoa; Arthropoda; Insecta; Diptera; Culicidae.
UAGUGAACAAAAGAACUUGUGCAAUGUAUAGUAAAAGGGAAAAUAGGUUUAUUCUGGGCAAUUAGGACUUGGCGAUAUCAUAUCGCAUUCUCUUAUAUCCUGAACAAAUGUGUUUAUUUUUUAUAGAUCGGUUCAUAUUUCAUGCGGAAUUUUUAGUUGAAUAAAUAGUGAUGAAAGUUUAUUAAUAGCUGUGUAGAAUUGUGCAUAAAUCGAUUAAAAAAGGUUGAAAGUUACAAACCAGAAGCAAUUUGCUUUAAUGAAUGAACAUCCUCAUAUUGCAAAAGGCUCUAAAUUCGCGGAGAACGAAAACUUUUCGAAGGACGACUUCAACACCCUCUGGUUUGAUAUCAGUUUCAAACUGAAUGGUUUAGGACCUCCGAUCCGAACAGUGGCUGAAUGGCAGAAGGUUUGGGCAGACUUAAAACUCAAAACGAAGAAGAAACUACAACAUAACAAAAAAGAAUGCAAGACCACAGGCGGUGGACCAAAUAAACAGUGUCCAAUUUCACCUAUGGAGGAAUCGAUCGUCAAUUUAUUAUCCUUAAAUAAAACUGUCGAACAUACAGGAAAAUAUUUCGGAAUCCAAACCUCUCAGAUAGCAGACCAUUUGCUUGAAGACGCUGAGCCGACUACUACUGGUCAAAUUCAGAUUCAUACGGAGCUUGAAAACUCAGAUCUAACUAACAGCAAUGUGAGCAGUGACAUCAACAAUUAUGCUACCUCGAAAAAAUCUGAAGCAAGCGAUAGCUUUCGAAACUACCGAAAAACGUUACUGACAACUCAAACGAAUUGUCUAAUAGAUAUAAGAGAAAACGCCAAAGAAUGUGCUCGAUAUGCUAGAAAGAUGUAUAAAUUAGAAGAGGAUAAAUUUAAGUUUAAAAAGAAGGUGUUAGAAGCCAAAGAGAAACGAAAGAGCGAACAAUUGCAAUUUCAAUUGCAGUUACUCGAGUAUAAAAAACAGAAACUUGCUUUACUAACAGGAACAAAGUAAAGCUUUCGAAUCUUUUGCCUGUAAUGGCUUGAAUGUUUCAAGCUUUAAUUUAUUUUAAGAUGGGAGACGCAAUAAGCAAUCGAAAAUAUACAAGACUUUCAACCCCUUGCCUCCAGUGUGGUGUACUAUUUAAUUU